AUGACAGACAGACCGGUUCUGUCACCAGAUGAGAACGAUGAGCGCAUUAGCGAUCGUAUACCAUUCCCAUUGAUGAAUAAAAGCAAUCCAUGGGAUGAGUAUAGCAUCGUCCGAAAAUUAGGGCGUGGUAGUUUUGGGCACGUCUAUGAAGCAGUGCACAAACCAACCCGCCACGUUGUGGCAGUCAAGCAAAUUGCGUUGGAAUCCAGUGAUUCCGACAACGAAUCACAUAUGCAAGACUUGGAAGAAAUACAAAGAGAAAUCGCGAGUCUCGCACAAUGUCAAGACUGCGAUCGAGUGACGCGCUACUUUGGUAGCUUCGUCAAAAAAUACACGCUUUGGGUAAUUAUGGAACUCAUGGACGGCGGCUCGUGUUUAUCACUUUUAAAACGAGCUGGUCCAUUACCUGAUGAAGUGACAGCUGUCAUAGCGCGCGAGAUUGUUCUUGGUCUGUGCUACUUACACGCUCAGGGCAUCAUGCACCGCGAUAUCAAAGCGGCCAAUAUUUUGCUGACACGUACGGGGCAAGUUAAGUUGGCAGACUUUGGCGUCGCUGCGCAGCUGAUUCAUCGAGAAUCGCAAAGAAAUACACUAGUUGGAUCUCCAUACUGGAUGGCACCCGAAGUUAUUCGACAGUCUAUGUAUGAUGGUCGGGCAGAUAUAUGGUCGCUGGGCAUCACCAUCAUGGAACUGGCCACCGGUCGUCCACCUUUGUCCGAAUAUCACCCCAUGCGAGCCAUGUUUUUGAUUCCCAAGGCUACGCCUCCUCGUUUGGAUACCUCGAAUCAUCACCCCGGUCUAGUGCGCUUUCUGGACCGUUGCCUGGUACUAAAGCCCCAUGACCGUGCCACGGCGCAUCAGUUACAGGCAGAUCCUUGGAUUGAAGGAGCGGGCUCCACUGAAUUGGUGCGCAAUAUCAUCGACAAGCGUGGUGUACCGAAGCAGGCAGAUACGAGCGUCUCUCUGCAUGACUCGAGCUUGUUGGACACCAGCAUCUUGAGUGAAUGGGAUUUUAACAUGUCUGCGAGCGAUGCGCUGGGUUUGGAUCCAGAGCGUGGGGUAACGGAAGAAGCUCCAGCGCCUAGUACUGCUGCCACUGUUCCUAGCCACACAGACUCUCCUCCUUGGCCGAUCACACCGACAAUGUCGCCCACUAGAGAACCACAUACGCCCUCAAAUCCUCAUCAUCACCACGGAAUGCCUCGCAACCGAAUGAUGGAAUCACCGACCAGGAGCGCUACGAAUCGGACCCCGCAUCUGCCAGUGCCAGAUACACCAGCAAGGAUUCAGCUCGCACUUGAGCAGCUCGCUUAUUUGGCCGGCCAAGAUGUAAGUGAAUUGGCCCCUGUGGCCCUCGUGCACCAACUGCACGGUCUUUUAAGCCAAUUGGGUCGCUACACGCCUGAGUACCUUGACAUGCUUGUGGAUAUCCUCAUGGACCCGACGGCUCGCGGAGGCGAUGCGCCUCGUAUUCCUGCCGCACGCUCGCGCCUUGCUUCUCUUCUAUUCGAGCGUUGGCACGAAGCUUUGCGUUCUCGUUGGGAUGUACUAGACACCUAA
Malassezia restricta is the source of this 1560-nucleotide messenger RNA. Its product is annotated as serine/threonine-protein kinase 24/25/MST4. The coding region runs from base 1 to 1560 and encodes 519 amino acids. Lineage: Eukaryota; Fungi; Basidiomycota; Malasseziomycetes; Malasseziales; Malasseziaceae. Gene Ontology annotation, molecular function: ATP binding; protein kinase activity. The transcript has a single exon. The record is from RefSeq and is a predicted model, not a curated record. Gene Ontology annotation, biological process: protein phosphorylation.